AUGGUCACCACUCUCCACUUCCCCGACCAGCAUUCGCACUGCGAUUCUCCAAAUAUCUACGAAAUGUCCCGCACUGAUAUUCCCGGCGCGGGGCUAAAGUUCGUCAUCAGUAAUACCAAGCAGAUUCACGAUGGUCAUUCACAAGUUUAUCGUGCCUCACUGGCAUGUGAAGGGCACCGCUCCGAGGACGUCGUCUGCAAGGUUGUGUUUGGAAAGCGAAAAAUCGCGAGGCUUCGCCACGAAGCGGAAAUAUACCGACAACUCCGCGGACUACAGCGCGACGUGAUCCCUGCAUGCUAUGGUCUCUUCGAAGGAGAGUUAGAAGAAGGACCGUCGGCUUGCCUGGUCACAGAAUACUGCGGAAAAACACUGGAUACCACUCUUGAUUGCCUCGAUCUACAAUUGAGGAUUCACCUCGUUGACGCCUUGACGGAGAUACACGCAGCUGGUGUACAGCAUGGCGAAUUCAGAGAAUGCAAUGUUGUUCUCUAUCAGAACCGGCAGCCGAUGAUCAUCGACUUCGACCGCGCGGAGAGGCACCAGUGUCUCUGCCACAAACCGAUUAUGUUUGAUGUAACAGAACCCUGUCGGCAUAAAUUCGGGUGCGAUGAGCUGUGGUGCAUAUGUAUUGACUGCAAGCUCUGGACACCAAACAUGGUGCGGUAUUUGACCGGAUAUGCGCAUGUAGGGUACUUGGAGAGCCCCGAACUGCUUGCCUCUCUCGCACCUGCGGAUGUUCCCGAGGAAGAAGCACUUGAGCAAGCACGUCUGGUAAUUGAAAGCUACGAGCGCAGAUAUGGGAAAUGGGCGGAUCGCAAUCCUAUGGUACGGUCAUGCGGAGGGACGGUUGCGUAG
Messenger RNA from Sparassis crispa, 855 nucleotides. RefSeq lists its product as hypothetical. The record is from RefSeq and is a predicted model, not a curated record. The coding region runs from base 1 to 855 and encodes 284 amino acids. The transcript is spliced from 3 exons. NCBI's taxonomy places the organism in Eukaryota, Fungi, Basidiomycota, Agaricomycetes, Polyporales, Sparassidaceae.